Molecule: messenger RNA, 497 nt
Organism: Penaeus indicus
Lineage: Eukaryota; Metazoa; Arthropoda; Malacostraca; Decapoda; Penaeidae
Exons: 4
Coding region: 24-497 (157 amino acids)
Biological process (GO): proteolysis
Molecular function (GO): metalloendopeptidase activity
Source: RefSeq, a predicted model, not a curated record
GAAGUGAAACGACGCACUACAGCAUGGGUCCUUUCUGGUUCCUCCUACCACUGCUCUACAGCUCCCAAGUAAAGGCUGGCAGUGAAGCCGGGAGCUUUGGGAAGAAUGUCCAAAAUGGCUCACACCCGGAAUACCCUACAGAAACCUCCUUCCACAACGAAGCUGACAUGAUGCUAACUUCGGCACAGGAGGCGAUCCUUCACGGCAAAAGAGCAGCGGGCGACCUCACCACGCUCUGGGAGGAUGUUGAUGGUUUUCCUCUCAUACCAUUUACGUUUACUGACCAUGAGGUGGAUCGCACCCCCGUGCAACUCGCCAUCCACGUCUGGCAGGCCGGCACUUGCAUCCAGUUCCUCGAGGUGGAAACCGACUACGUUGGGCCGCACCUGCGCUUCCAGAGGAACGGCGACGCCUGCAUGUCAAACGUCGGCAGAAACUCGUCCACGGGCCAAGACGUCUACAUUUCUGAGGCGUGCGAGAUGAGUGUGAGUUUCUGA